AUGCAAUCACUAUGGCCAUAUCAUUCGUUUCGUCCUGUUACAUGGGACCGUUAUUAUGUGAAUGAUUAUCAUGAAAAACCUACAUCAUCAUCAGUAAGUGGAGGUGUUGCAGCAGGAUUAACUAUUGGAAUCUUCUUUAUGGUGUUCAUAUUCACAUUCGGAUGUCGAAUAUAUAGCCAAUAUGUUGAUAGAACCCAACAACAAAAUAAUAACAAUGCAGAGAAUAUGCUCAGUGAAUCUAUCGCGGAGGACAUGUGGAUAUGUGGGAUUCCACGUAAUCCUCCUCCGCCUUAUGAGGUAGCUAUCAAGAUGCCAAUCAGCCCUCCACCUAGCUUGAUCAACAAUAGCUCUUCUUCUAGCUCUUCAACAUCAACAUCUCCUCUUAGCAUGACACCUAUUUCGAAUUCUCCACCGCCAGUGUUUUCGGCGUUACCUCCACCAUCGAUAUCGUUGUCAUCCUCUCCCCCACCAUCAAGUAGCUCAUCUUCACCAUCAACUUAUAGUUCAGCUGAUCGAUUGACUGUAGAAAUUUGA
Auanema sp. JU1783 is the source of this 534-nucleotide messenger RNA. NCBI's taxonomy places the organism in Eukaryota, Metazoa, Nematoda, Chromadorea, Rhabditida, Rhabditidae. The record is from the annotation of a GenBank genome assembly.